Fusarium subglutinans is the source of this 828-nucleotide messenger RNA. Its product is annotated as von willebrand factor. The record is from RefSeq and is a predicted model, not a curated record. The transcript has a single exon. NCBI's taxonomy places the organism in Eukaryota, Fungi, Ascomycota, Sordariomycetes, Hypocreales, Nectriaceae. The coding region runs from base 1 to 828 and encodes 275 amino acids.
AUGUCACCCUCCCAGUCUCAAACAGCCAUGGAUGACACCGAGUUCGAGAAGACCCUCUUGCAGCUGCGAUGUUUUGAUACCAUGUUCCUUGUGGACGACUCAGAAGCUAUGCAGCCCUACUGGCCAGAGAUCAAGACACUGAUAGAGCGCAUUGCACCCAUCUGCGCCAAGCAUGAUCCAGACGGAGUCGAUCUGUACUUUGUCAAUCACCGACCGGGCGGUGUCCUGGCCAAAUUGCCCGGCCUCCAGUCCAUCCGCAAGUCGGGCUACACGCACAUCGGCGGUUUCGUGGGCAACAUGCUCUUGACAAGCAAAGGAAAACAGGUUGGCAGCAUCUUUGACAGCGUCAAGCCGGCUGGGAAGUGCAACAUGGGCGCCAGGCUCGGCAGCCUCCUCAAAUGGUACUGCGACAAGUACACAGCUGGGGAGGAGAAGGCUGCUCUCAAUAUCGUCGUGCUGACUGCCGGCCAAUUCGACGAUGACAUCAAAACGCCCUUGAUCAACGCUGCGCGGACCCUCGAUGAGGCCAAGGCGCCGAUACACCAGGCUGGUGUUCAACUGUUCCGCCUGGGUGGGCCGAAUCUUGAACGACAGAAGACACUGCAGCAUCUCGACGACGAGCUGCACAAAGAGGCUGGAACUAGAGACAUUGUCGACACGGUGACUUGGAGCGGACAUGGAACAUCCAUGUCGGAAGAUGAGCUGCUCAAGGUGGUACUGGGGGCGGUUAUCAAGAAGAUUGAUAUGCGUGCCUCUGAGCUGCACCUGGAUGAAAAAGCCCCGACUGCCCGCGCUGACCGGGAGUUCGAUAAGGAUAAUGUAAUCUAA